Molecule: messenger RNA, 107 nt
Organism: Phytomonas sp. EM1
Lineage: Eukaryota; Euglenozoa; Kinetoplastea; Trypanosomatida; Trypanosomatidae
Source: the annotation of a GenBank genome assembly
GAAUAAAAAAGAAAAUAUUAGGCUGGAUGACUUUUAUCUUUAUACACACAUACGCUCAAGGGGAAGGGAGUGGGUUCUUAGCUAAUAAAAAAAGCUCGAAAAGGUGA